UACCAUAGAUCAUAAAUUAUUGUUUGCUAAUGCAAUACUAUAUCGAUAAAAUGUCACCUUUGACAUGUCGAUCUUUCGGCGAGCUGUGGGUCCUGACUCCGCGGCACCACACCAGUGCCUUCAACAACUUCCUCGUCGAUGCCCGCACGCGGAGUUACUCGUGGCGUCAAACCAUUCAUCAAUGACCAGACGUUGACGUCGAGUGGACUGCGCGAGCUUGACGCAGUCGUUGGCGGUGGCUACCUCCUCGGGUCCGUCGUUGUAGUGGAAUCGUCGGUGUUUGGCUCGUUCGGGUCUGAACUCGCCAGAUAUUUCGCCGCCGAAGGGUUGGCCAACGAGCACGUCGUUUACACGGACGCGUCCGUCGUCGCCAGCCUGCCUCUAGAACUCAGCACCGCUCAAAAGCAGUUGGAAGGCCGCAACGGAUUGAGAAUUAGUGUGGUCUUGACUAAAGGGUAA
Messenger RNA from Aphanomyces astaci, 459 nucleotides. RefSeq lists its product as hypothetical. The coding region runs from base 139 to 459 and encodes 106 amino acids. The transcript has 2 exons. The record is from RefSeq and is a predicted model, not a curated record. Gene Ontology annotation, cellular component: elongator holoenzyme complex; cytoplasm; transcription elongation factor complex. NCBI's taxonomy places the organism in Eukaryota, Oomycota, Saprolegniomycetes, Saprolegniales, Verrucalvaceae. Gene Ontology annotation, biological process: tRNA wobble uridine modification.